Penicillium angulare is the source of this 870-nucleotide messenger RNA. Its product is annotated as sulfotransferase family protein. Lineage: Eukaryota; Fungi; Ascomycota; Eurotiomycetes; Eurotiales; Aspergillaceae. Bases 1 to 870 code for a protein of 289 amino acids. The transcript is spliced from 2 exons. The record is from RefSeq and is a predicted model, not a curated record.
AUGCAAGCCCUUCAACGAUUGAUCUAUGGAUUCCCCCCACCGACUCCGUACAAGCGCACCAAACCCGUCCAGGUGCUAUGCCUGGGCAUGCCACGCACUGGAACCGAGUCAUUAAGUGUAGCUUUACAAACCAUAGGCUUGGAAACCUACCACGGCUGGGACAUAGUCUUCGAAACUGACGGCAGCAAACUCCAACACUGCAAUGAGUUAGUACAACGAAAAUACUCCGGCGCUCGCGACGGCAAUGUAUCAAUUAGCAGUGCCGAAUUCGAUAUUCUACUCGGUGACUGCGAAGCCGUGAUUAAUACUUUACCCUUACUAUUCGCUCCAGAGCUAGUUGAGGCUUAUCCAGACGCGAAAGUGAUUCUCAAUUUACGGGGAUCCAGAGAUCCAGAUCUUGACGAUUGGUAUCGCAGUAUUGAUAAGACUGUUGUUCAGACCUUUGACCAAUCCUGGCUACUUUGGGUGAUGAAAUGGUUCUCUGGAGGAGCCUUUUGGCUCUCUGGUAUAUUUAUAGGGGGUGGGAUUCCGGGCGUGUUUCGAAGUAGUACUGGAAGUGCUACGGAUGGUAUCCAACAAAAUGCUAAAUGGAUUUAUCGCGAUCAUUGUAAUAUGGUUCGGGGGAUGGUGCCUAAUUCUAAAGAGAAUUUACUUGAGUGGUCUGUUGAAGAUGGCUGGGAACCUCUAUGCAAGUUUCUCGGCAAGCCUGUACCUGACGAGCCCUUCCCUCACAACAAUACCCCGGGCGACCUCAUGAAGCGCAAAGAUCAUCUUGUCAAAAGGAGCUCUUUCAAUAUCAUGCGCAGGAUGCUUUUGACUGCUGGUUUGGCCGGAAUCACCACCUCUGCUGCUGUGUUAUGGUGGCAAUGA